This is a messenger RNA of Glycine soja, 714 nucleotides long. RefSeq lists its product as uncharacterized. Lineage: Eukaryota; Viridiplantae; Streptophyta; Magnoliopsida; Fabales; Fabaceae. The record is from RefSeq and is a predicted model, not a curated record. The coding region runs from base 1 to 714 and encodes 237 amino acids. The transcript is spliced from 5 exons.
AUGGCCGGUUACAUUUCACUACUUCAGUGCUGGAUUUACGAGCACUUUCUGUCGGUCCAUCGAUGUGUCAUUGAUACUUAUGCUGAGGCUAGCCCACGUGCCUGUAGGUGGCUUACGGGUAAGGCCCAGAUGACAGGGAUUAAGGGAGCCCCGUACCGAGCACGUAUUGAUGCCCUGACAGUGACCAACAUCAUCGUCUACAUUCGACUAGAGAGGGUGGUUCGGCAGUUUGGGUACAUUCAGACCAUUCCUCCACCGCCGGUUCGUGAUUCAUUGACAGGUACUGAUAUAGACGACCGGUGGGUACACUUUUCAGAUCAUCUGGUGCCUACAGGGGAGCUCUAUGUAGUUCCUGGGCAGGUGGCCCCAGACUACAUGGAGUGGUUUUUUCAGAUUUUGUACCCUUUUGUGACGCCGACGGAGGAGAUUGCUGAGCCGAGACCUGCGCCUCCCCCUCCCCCUCAUGAUGAUGACUUCGUCGAGCCACCUAUCCCCGAGGUUCUAGUCGUGUCGGAUCUCCCUAAGCAUUCUGUGGUUGAUUGCACAGGAUGUGUAAGGAUUGUUGAGCAUUUGGAGCAGGUCAUCAAUCUCAGGAUGGUCACUGAAGGGACUGACUUAUAUGAUAUCAUGGAUCUUUGUCUGAGGAUAGCUAGAGUGGAUAAAAGUACUGUUUGCACCUUUUUUCUCUUUGUAACUCCUUAUAAACCUUUUUGA